AUGAUUUUUAAUAUUAUUUUUAUAUUCUUUAUAUAUAAUAAAUUUUUUAUCAAUACAAUUAAUAUAAAUAAUAAUUUAAAAGAUAAUUUGAAAAAUAAUAAUAAUAAUUUAAAUAAUAAUUUGAAAGAUAAUUUGAAUGAAAUAUUAUUAGAAAAACAAAAAUUUAUUGGAAAUAAUAAAAAAAUUAUUAAACUAUUUAAUCGCAAUAAUUCCUCCGUUACGGUGUCAGGUCCACCAGACAGUACUACUACCCUUGGAAAGGGAGCUAAUUUUACCCUUAUGGAGUGUACCCUGGGAAAGGGAGCUAAUUUUACAGCCAUGGAGUGUAAUACUGAGGAAACUCCUAUCGGGGUUGGUGGUACUGUUGGCCGUGGACCUUACACCGUAACGGAAGGAUUAGAAAGAAAAAAAAAUAUAUUAAUGAAAUUUGGAAAUACAUUAAAUAAAUAUGAUACUACAACUACUUAUAGUCCUAAUUAUCCCAAUACUCCUAACAGUACUGGAGGUUCUACUACUACUACUUAUAGUCCUAAUGGUAUGGGUACUAAUGGAACUGGAUAUGGAUAUGAUCAAAUGGGACAACCUCAACAACCCAUGGCACCAAAUACUAUGGCAUCAAAUCCUAUGGGACAAUCACAACCAGUUAAUCAACCUAUGGAUCAAGGAAUGGUAUCCAAUCCUAUGACACAACCUGUAAAUCAACCUAUGGUACAACCUAUGGAUAAUUCAAUGGUACCAAAUCCCAUGAAUCCUAUGGGUAAUCCUAUGAACCCUAUGAAUUCUAUGGGUAAUCCUAUGAAUCCUAUGAAUCCUAUGACUAAUGGUACUGAUAGUAUGAAUCCUAUGAUGCAACCAUAUCAAAAUGUACCAGAAGGAUAUCCUAAUCCAAAUUAUAUACCACAACAAAAUAUGAAUAAUAAUGAAAAAGAUAUACAUGAUAAUAUUUAUUUUACAAUUUGUAAUUAUUUUUUCCAUAUGAGUAGUUACAGCAGCAAUUCAUUUUUCUUUCCGGAAUGUUCAAAACCUACAAAUUCAAUACAAAAUCAAUCAAUAAAUACACCAAUACCACAACAAUAUUGUAAUACAUAUUCUAACAAAUUACCCAAUCUUAAUUAUAUACCUUUAGUACUUAGUUCUUUAGUUAGUUAUAGUACUUACGGGGUCCUAGUUAGUUCCAUACACUGUAAUGGAAUAAUUAGUGAAUUUAAGAUGAAUGAUAAUAAAUGGUUAUUAAUUAAAGAAAAUAAUUUAAUUUGUUUAACAAGAAGUCAACCUGUUGAUACAUUUCAAUUUAUUGAAUUUAAAGAUAAUUUUUGUAAUAAAUUUUUCUUUUCAAGUCAAAUUUUAUUGGUAUUCCAUUACGGUGCUUGCUAUAUACCCCUCCGGGGCUCCUAUAGUUAUCCUAGUUAUACACUACUAGUUAUCUACUGUAUUUAUACCCUUAGUUAUAUACCUAGUUACCUAGUAGGAUUAGUUAUUUAUCCCCUUUGGGGGUUAAAUGAAAAUAGUAUUGGUGGAUUAAUGAUAAGAUGUAAUGAAAAUCAAAGAACAUUAAUUGAAUUAAAUUCAUUAAUUAAAACAAUAUCACUCAAAUUAUUCAAUCAACAACAUAUUAUCACAUUAUUAGAAAUUCCAUAUUUGACUAGUGUAGAGUACUUAAGACUAGAUUACUCCUUAACUACUCUACUAGACUCCUUAGACUAUUUAUAUAUAAUUGUGUAUAUAAAUGUAUAUUAG
Theileria annulata is the source of this 1737-nucleotide messenger RNA. RefSeq lists its product as uncharacterized. The transcript is spliced from 8 exons. The record is from RefSeq and is a predicted model, not a curated record. NCBI's taxonomy places the organism in Eukaryota, Apicomplexa, Aconoidasida, Piroplasmida, Theileriidae. Bases 1 to 1737 code for a protein of 578 amino acids.